AUGCAGUUGGAAGAGUUUUGGGGAACGGCAGCUCCAAAAUAUGCGAUUUUAUCUCAUAAAUGGGUAGAUGGUGAGGAGGUAUCCUUCCAAGAUAUGGCCCGGGGCACUGUGGAAAGCAAACCAGGCUAUCAAAAGAUCCAAAAGAUGUGCCAUCUUGCGAAAGACAUCAAUCUCGGAUAUGCUUGGGUCGACACAUGUUGUAUCGACAAAAAUAGCAGCGCAGAAUUGUCGGAAUCGAUUAAUUCUAUGUUCCGUUGGUAUCAAGAGUCUGCUAUAUGCUGUGUCUACCUCCACGACCUUGAGAAAGCCGAACAAGUUAACAUUGACAUAUCGCAGUGCAUAUGGUUCACUCGGGGUUGGACACUUCAAGAGCUUAUUGCGCCAGACAAAGUCUUUUUCUACAAUGCUUCCUGGGAGAGAAUCGGUAGUAGGAUGUCACUCAAGACUGAGAUAUCGAACAUCACUGGAAUUGACGAAAGAGUCCUAAUGCGUCUAACAGACGAGCCCUUGGAACUUUCGCAAUUCUCUGUUGCCCAGAGAAUGUCCUGGGCCUCUGCUCGCCACACCACAAAGCCGGAGGAUAUAGCAUAUUGCCUCUUAGGCUUAUUCGAGGUCAAUAUGCCGUUAUUGUACGGAGAAGGGACUGAUUCUUUUCUCAGACUGCAAGAGGCAAUCUUGGAGAAAUCUCAGGAUUUAAGUGUUUUGGCCUGGAAGCCUGUAGAUAAUGUGCAAACCUGUCGUGGGGCUUUCGCACGGUCACCAGCAGAGUUCGCGUGGUGUCGUACUAUAUUUCCCCUAAGUGACAUCAAGGAGGCCGAUGACUUUGCUUUGACUGGUAACGGCCUGCAAAUUACUACUCGUCUCCUGGAGCAUCAUCAACAUGGCACGAAGAAGAGAGCUAGUGAAUUACCAUACUCUCAGCUCGUCUUGCAAUUAAAUUGUGCCAGCUGGGAGGGUGGCCUUGUAGGAUUACUUUUGAAGAAGGUUGGCGAGCGAGCUUAUGUUCGAGAUGUCACCUCAGACGGCGGGAUAAGGCUCGACAACACGUUGGACACGGAGAUAUCCAAAAACUGUUUAAUCCAGCAAAGAAUUAACAUUCCCCGGAACGUCUCCAAUUUGGAAAGCCUCCGAUAUAACAGGUUAAGGGUGUUCGGUACAUACUUCCAUAUUGCGGACGAUCUUAAAGUUAUUCAAGCAAUACCGCCAGAAAGAUGGGAUCCCUGCAUGAACGCCUUCACCUCUACCAUGGCUUGUGCGAUUGUGGCAUUGGUUCUAAGGCCGAAAAAGGCGGAGGACUCUACUGAAGAUUUCGUUGUGAUCAUUACCGGUACUGGUAUGCCAUUCACAGUACUGUCUCAAAGUAUCGAGGAGGCCGACUUUUUUUGGAAGAAUAUUUACAUCCUGCUCCGUCGCCACCCGAAGGCCAGCUACAUUCUGGAACAUGCGUCCAGUCUUCAUGAAGGAGACAUUCAACAAAAUCUAAAACACCGGGCAUUGGAAAUGACUCCAUUCAAUCCAAAUCAACGGAAUUCAGCCGCAUUUAUUUUGCCUGGGCAUUGGGGAAAUGUUCCCCUCACGGGUAGCGUUCAGCAUCCUUUCGGCGAAAUCUACUUGGCGCGAGGCCAACGUGACAUUCCGGAACUAAAUUUGGGAGAGGAAGUAAGAGUAGAUUGCGUUGCAAUCUCACUCCCAGGAACGGACCAGGCAAGCGACGGAAACGAAGUAGAAGAGACAGGUGGGCUUCAAAGUCCGAACUCAUUGCCCGAUCUUUGUGAAUUCAGUUUAGAAGACAAAUGGCGGAGGCUCUGGGAGGCUGCUCCAGUGCACUUGAAUCUAGAGGACCUAGAGAAACACCCAUCGGACUUGAUUGGUUGA
Molecule: messenger RNA, 1875 nt
Organism: Pochonia chlamydosporia 170
Lineage: Eukaryota; Fungi; Ascomycota; Sordariomycetes; Hypocreales; Clavicipitaceae
Product: het domain-containing protein
Exons: 1
Coding region: 1-1875 (624 amino acids)
Source: RefSeq, a predicted model, not a curated record